GUUAAGUGAAGGGGCGCGGCUUCGCGGCAGCCCUGUGGCGGAAGUGCUGAGCGCGGGCGCCCCUCAAGCGGGCAGGCGGGUGGCUGAUAAACAAAUGAAAGGAUGGCUAAAGGUGCACAGAAGAUCGUUAAAAUCUAAAAUAUUUGCUCUUGAAUAGUAUGAGCAUUUCAUGAUAUGCUCAGAACAUAGAGUACUUUCCAGAGAUGCUAGCUUCCUUACUCAGCUGCCCAACAAGAACAUUUACUGCUGUUUUCACAAUUGUACCCAUUAAAUUAAAAUGUUGGUGUGUUCUGGAGAAUUAAAUAAUUAGCAGAGCUAACUGUUGUGCAUGGCCAUUGGGAAGACAAUGUCCCUUACUCGAGUUGAAAAUCCUUGCUUUCUGAUGUUCUUGAUAAUCGCUCAAGCAAUAUUCAUCUUGAUACUGUACCGAGGCAGGACUUCAGUUGAAUUUAAGCAUUACUUUGAUCAACCGAAGCAAUUGGACUAUUCAGUAAGAGAGGACGUCUAUACAAAUCUCAGUUUGUACACUCAUGCUCCUGAUAAGAUGACUAUACGAUACUGCACGCCACAGUCACCAAUACACGUUGGACCUUUAACCAUCACCUUUGACACAGUACCCAGUGAAAGAACAAUUAUCAGCAAAAAUCCAUAUGUCCAGUCAGGUGGCUGCUAUAGCCCUCCCCACUGCCUGGCCCGUUACAAAAUUGCUGUCAUUGUGCCAUACAGGAAUUGUGAGAAACAAUUGCACCACUUCCUCUAUUAUAUUCAUCCAUUCCUCCAGCGUCAGCAGCUUAACUACUGUAUCUACUUGAUUCAUCAGGCUGGAACUGGGCCAUUUAACAGAGCAAAGCUCCUUAAUAUUGGUGUCCGUGAAGCCUUGAAGGAUGAAGAUUGGGACUGCCUACUUCUGCAUGAUAUAGAUCUCAUUCCAGAGAAUGAUUAUAAUUACUACAUCUGUGAUGACUAUUACCCCAAACAUAUGGCCACUGCCAUUGACAGUUUGCAGUCCAGUUUACCACAUCGGUUCUUCUUUGGCGGUGUAAUUGCUUUGACCCCAGAACAUUACAUGAAGAUAAAUGGGUUUCCAAACACCUACUGGGACCGUGAUGGCAAUGAUGACAUCGCUGAAAGGAUUCAAAUAGUCAGAAUGAAAAUAGUGCGAUCUGUAUUUGGACGUUAUAAAAAGGUGGACAACGGGCAAGCUUCUGGAACUCCAGAAUACAGUAAAAGGUCUGCUUCAUUGCACACUAGAAAAACAUGGAAAGAUGAUGGAAUGAAUUCUCUUGACUUCAAACUCUUAUCAAAGCAGCAGCAUCCUCUUUAUAUGAACAUUUCUGUAGAUAUUGGAGUCCCACCCAUGCUGCCUCCUCAGGGUAUGAAGAAACAAAGCCACAUUUUAUAACCCUUUUACCAGAGUUAUCAGAGCACAAAAGUGUGCACAUGGAAGACUUUGGAGAUGCAUUUUCCCUUCUGUUAGCUACAUUACUAGUAAAGAAAAAAACAAUGAAAACAGCAAUGUUACAUCUACUGUUAAAGAAGGCACUUAAGGGUGCAGUCUUCCAGCCAGCUGGGGUACAAGAGGUAGCAUAAAUGAGAGGCAUGCUGAUAGGAGAAGACAUAUAAGCUGCCAGAUGUUCCGGUUACAGCCAUGGAAAGCUCUAAAGGUGUGGACAUUCCACCUAUGGAAGACUAAAAUGGGGCAUUCCACGAUUUUACAUCUGUUGUUGACUACACUUAGGGCUGGCUUAAUAAUUUUACUUUCUUAAUGAGAGGGAAAAUAAAAUCUCCCUCAAGCAAGUCAGCAGCUCCGCUGGAGAAUCUUCCCUACAUGAAAUUGCUAUAUAAGUGUUUCCAAGUGCACUAUCUACUGAAUCCUGCUCUCUUUUCUGACCAGCACAAUUACUAAAGAGCAAAUUUUGGGUCAUAAACCACUUAUGCUGUUAUGGGUAUUUGCCACUGCUGUAGCUUCUCAGCAAUCUGAAUGUAAAGCUAAUGUGGAUAUUUAAGAUUUUUGUUUUUCUGCACCAGUGUUAAGGGUUUAAGAUUACAAUUAAGUAUUAACUAUAUUUCAGAGUAUUACUUUUAUGUUUAUUUUUCAAUGAAUGCAAAUAAAUAGUUGAAUAGCA
This is a messenger RNA of Varanus komodoensis (Komodo dragon), 2126 nucleotides long. RefSeq names its product beta-1,4-galactosyltransferase 3-like. The record is from RefSeq and is a predicted model, not a curated record. Gene Ontology annotation, molecular function: glycosyltransferase activity. Gene Ontology annotation, biological process: carbohydrate metabolic process. NCBI's taxonomy places the organism in Eukaryota, Metazoa, Chordata, Lepidosauria, Squamata, Varanidae. The coding region runs from base 329 to 1402 and encodes 357 amino acids. The transcript is spliced from 7 exons.